AUGUCAACUCCUCACUAUCUCAAUCCCAUCGCCAUGCAUGAACGUUUUAUGCCAUAUGAGCUUGGACGUCAGUUCCAGCGCUUCCACGACGACCAUCCCGAUUUGCUUACCAUGCUCACAGAAGAGGACUGGCGUUGGAUUGUCGAAGUAUGCACAAAGACAAGACCUCAACCCGGCGAGGAACGAUACCCUGAUGAGUGGACUGGUAGCACUGAGCCAAUUAGCAGUGCAUUGCCUCGUUGGCGUAGGUUUAUGAGAGCUAAACAUCCUUAUAAGGGUUAUAUGAUCGAACGAUCCACGAUUGGUAGACGCGCAAGAUAUAAGGAUAAGAGCUAUCGGAUUCCCGGGAGGAACAUGGACGAUGAUUCUAAGCCUGAAGGACAGGAUGUGGAUCACGAGGAAACCACCGAGAUGAAUCAGAACGCCGGGAAUGACGACACAUAUGAAGUUGACUCUUAA
Messenger RNA from Fusarium odoratissimum NRRL 54006, 459 nucleotides. RefSeq lists its product as uncharacterized. The record is from RefSeq and is a predicted model, not a curated record. Lineage: Eukaryota; Fungi; Ascomycota; Sordariomycetes; Hypocreales; Nectriaceae. The transcript has a single exon. The coding region runs from base 1 to 459 and encodes 152 amino acids.